Messenger RNA from Alternaria conjuncta, 1617 nucleotides. RefSeq lists its product as uncharacterized. Bases 1 to 1617 code for a protein of 538 amino acids. The transcript is spliced from 3 exons. The record is from RefSeq and is a predicted model, not a curated record. NCBI's taxonomy places the organism in Eukaryota, Fungi, Ascomycota, Dothideomycetes, Pleosporales, Pleosporaceae.
AUGGCCUUUCAGUCACGGACUAGACUACCCGGACCAUCUCUUGGUGGACCAAAGUAUGCUACAAGCAAUCCUGGAUCCACCUCUUCAACAGACACCAAAAAUAUCCUGAUGAGGACACGCUUCAAAUUCACCAAGGACUCAGUUACUCACGACUCUCUGCUGCUCAAAAACUCAGCCUCUGAAACUCCAUUAGAGAUCGCAUGCAAAAACGGCACACUCAAGGCUGUUCGCUGGAUCAUGGAACGUCUCCCACAAACCAGGACAGAAACCCGAGAUGUUGUAGGUCAAGCCUUUGAGCUGGCUAUUCUUGGACAGAGGCUGGGUGUUUUGAGUAUUCUGCAGGAUUUGUGGCCUGCAUGGAGAAUACUGGAGAUACAAUUAGGACUGAGAAGUGUCUCACUACUCCACUUUGCUAUACAAGAGCGUAAACCAAGAGCCGCUUACGAGCUGAUUGAUCCAAUAGUCAUAACAAAAAGACAUAAAAGCGCCCCUAGGAUCUUCGAACUGGCUUGGAAAGCGCAGUUGGACGUUUAUGAUACAGAAGUCAUUCUGGACAAUCGUCAAGACGAGUUAACGAAUCGGAAUGUUGGGUUGAUCGAGAGAGUCAUGGGUUCCGCUGCAGUUGACAAUACCGAAACUCUGGAGCUUCUACUAGCCCUGGAUAUGAACGCCCUUGCAAUUCUUCGGGUUUCGAUAGAGUACUCGGUUCGUCCAGGAUCUUGUCACGAUGAAGAAGGCAGCAUGUGGGAGCAUAUUCUACAAGCCGGAUACACGUUUGAGCCUAUAGAUUUGGACUCCAUCCUGACCUUUGAUAUACCAAUCGAUGACGAAGUAACUGAUGCUGUGCCGCCGCACCUCGACAAAAGCAUACUGGACUCAUGCUUCGAGGACCGUGUACAGAUUCAAGAACUCGAAUUACAGCAAAGUCGAGUCGGACUACAGAAAGACCGAAUCAAGAAGGCAUUAAUCCGUCGAGGUGGAUGUGACUGGUCCAAGACGGCGAAAGCGUGUCAAGUUGCGUGCAUGGAAGAUUUAGAAAACCUGAUCAAGUCAGAAACAGAUAACGUAGUGUUGCAGCGCAUGCUCAACGUGAAGGACGGGAAUAAAGAUACACUUCUGAAGCGUGCGAUAAAGGGCUGCUGGCAAAGAGAAGUGAGAAGGAUUUGGGAAGGAGAAAUAUCCAAAGUGCGAAGUCUCCAAUACAUAGCGAUAAUUGAGCUUCUGUUGGAGCACGGGAGUUGCGUGGAAGAUACGGAUUUGUGGUGGGUAGCACGGGGCGCACGCUAUGAGAUGAUCCAGGUUCUGCUCAGGACUGGCGCCAACCCAACAAUCAGGAAUGAGAGCGGCAAACUACCUCGCCAGGAUGUUUAUGAUAAAGACAAAUGGGUCCAAGUGGAAAAUUUAUUACUGUUCAGAAUAAAGAAACGUGGAGAUUUUUCAAGAAUCUUGGACCUGUUGCAGCGUUGGGAGGACUAUUACAACGAUCCGCAAACCGGCAAGCCUUCUGAAAGACCAGAUGACGAUUGGAAGGCAGUGCGUGAUGACCUCGGAGAUGAGGCGACAUGGGCGUGGCUUGUCGAAAAGAACCCUGAGGGCUACAAAGUGGUUGAGAGUUGA